GACAUGUUCAUUCCAUUUCAUCCCGCACUCUAAUCUUUGCAACCAUCUUCAUCCUCUAUUCUCAUCAACCUCCAAAUCCUUUGGCCUUGCCAUUUUCUCUUUCCUUACUUCUUCUCUUCAAUCCUUACCGGUGUUUUCAGCUCAUUAAUCAAGAUGGCUCUCUCUCCUCAGAUCACCAACCUGAUCAUCAUCCUGGGCAUGAUGCAGGUGUCGAAGCGCGUCCCCUUCGAUGAUCCCUUCGUGCUCAACGUUGUUCGCGCCGUCUACCUCGCCAGCAACGUCAUCAUUGCUGCUCUCUACUUCUACACCCAGCUGAAGAUCAACAAGAAGAAGGACCUCACAACUCUCAAGUAUGUCGAGCCCGCCCCUAUGGGCUCCACUGAGGAGGGCAAGCUCGUGACUACCACCAUCCACGCCUACGAUAACCAGCAGAUCCGCACCGCUUUCCGUGGCCAGGCUAUGGGUAUCGCCAUGAUGGCCUUCAUGCACAUCUACAUGAAGUACACCAACCCUCUCCUCAUCCAGAGCAUCAUCCCCCUCAAGAGCGCCUUCGAGAACAACAUGGUCAAGAUCCACAUCUUUGGCCAGCCUGCCGCCGGUGACCUCAAGCGUCCUUUCAAGCAGCCCCAGGGUUUCAUGAGCGCCAUGCAGGGUGGCCCUGCCCAGAGCGACAAGAAGGCCGUCGAGGCUGCUGAGCGCGCUGGCCGUGGUGGUGCCAAGGAGGAGUAAGCUAGGACUUCUGAAACGAAUUCCAGCUUUAGAGGAUAGCGUGGACCGUAAGCUAGGGUUGUGAUAGACCUUGGUUGUACUAUAAUACAGGUGUCAUGGCUCGCAAAAGUAUUUGCUUGUGGCGAAUGUCAGAUUCAAGGAACUGGGACAUAUUGAGCAAUUUCUUGAAAUGAUAUCUAAUGUAGAAAAUCAUGAAGAUUAUUACGAGGACUUGAGGGUUAUAACCUCAAAAGCCAUGUACAUUUGGUG
Molecule: messenger RNA, 978 nt
Organism: Fusarium oxysporum Fo47
Lineage: Eukaryota; Fungi; Ascomycota; Sordariomycetes; Hypocreales; Nectriaceae
Product: inorganic phosphate transporter Pho88
Exons: 3
Coding region: 154-729 (191 amino acids)
Biological process (GO): protein targeting to ER
Cellular component (GO): mitochondrion; endoplasmic reticulum
Source: RefSeq, a predicted model, not a curated record